AUGUGUGCGAUGCGGGAGAGGCCGAAUCGAGUGUUCCGAAUGCGCGCGUAUCCUAGAUGGAUUCUGGGUCACUUAAGCAAACGUCGAGUUUUCGGCAAACUCAUUAUUCUGACAGGUUUAACUUUCAUUGGCGGCUUAAUUUUCACUUCGAUUGCAAAAGAAGGAAAUGAAGGCAAACCGGUCUCGCCCGUUUUCAAAGAAUUCCAUGAUUGUGUUCGUUCAAACUUGGCACAUUUGAAAGGAAAUUAUGACAAGUUUUGGCACUUAUUUACAAUACUGACUAAGGGAUGUGAUGACUUGGAGGUAUAUAAGGCUUUGGAUAUCCGAACAGCUAAAAAUCAAGACGAGAUAAAAUAUGUGGCAAUCCCACACCAGGACGAACAUUUAACAAUGGUCACUCUGGGAAUCGGUCAUGACCAAUACCCCAAUAUUGAAUUCUUUGGCGCCGAUCCGGUAUCUGAUAUCAACAAGGAUCUUUAUGUAAAUAUUUUGGGAGGCAACUAUUUCGAAUACGCGGUCAGUGGGACAAGUGGAAUGCAGAAGUCCAGAGUUUAUGAAAGAGAAGGAUACGAAGAAAAAACCACGAAACACAUAGGAGUACACAACUUCUUCAAAAAUGUUCUUCACAAAGAUCGAAUCGAUAUUCUCUGGAUCGAUAUUGAGCAAAACGAGUAUCCAAUUCUUGAACAACUCCACAGCGAUGGACUGAUCGACAGAGCGGGUGUGAAGAUUUGUCAGAUUAAUGUGGAGCUACACAAGGACCUUUUUGAGCCGAAAUCUGAUUCCGAAAUGAUAAAGUUUCAUGAUUUCGUGUGGAAGCUUCUGGAAGACAAGAAGUACAUCAUGAUGAAGCCGUAUUACGUGAAGGGUCUGAGUUAUAUCAGAACUUUCCUUAUUAAUGUUUCGGAUAAGGAGUGCACUGAUUUUUUUUUGAAAUAA
Caenorhabditis briggsae is the source of this 939-nucleotide messenger RNA. NCBI's taxonomy places the organism in Eukaryota, Metazoa, Nematoda, Chromadorea, Rhabditida, Rhabditidae. The coding region runs from base 1 to 939 and encodes 312 amino acids. The transcript is spliced from 6 exons. The record is from RefSeq and is a predicted model, not a curated record.